AUGGAAGCAACUGACCCUUUUACCGAUCGUGUGAAAAGCAGCACUGAUCCUGAAUUGUCAUCACCCUUCAGCGAUAAGCGGGGGUUAUUUGACGGGGAAUAUCCCGGCCAUGAGCCAUUUCUGGCUCGUCCCAGACCCGACAUCUAUACCAAGCAAUUGCCACCUAUCUCCGGUGUUUCAGAUGGCGGCGACUCGGCCGAAGGUGGCAACUCCGAGAAUUUCGUCCUUUCACCAAACCCGUUCCUUCGCGCAUUUGGCCCAGGAGACGUAACCCUGCCAUGCGAAGCAGAGCCCCCGGAAAGGAGACUCUGCUUUCAACGCUUCGUAGACAACGAGUCGCGAGAUAGGCAUUACUUAUCGUCUCACAGAGAGUUCGCAAAAGAGCAAGGUAUCCAAUACCUAGCGCGUGCGUGUACAAUCUGUGAUGCGAAAUUUCAUAGGCGAGACAACCUCAAAAGACACAUUGAAGACCACCAUUCCAUUCAUAAGGAGCAUGGGGCAGCCGGCCUAGAAUUGACAGACCUCGAUAACGAGGAUUUUGCGAAUGUUGGGACCGAUACUGUUAAUGACGUGGCAGCAGGGGGUCGUAGCUCUCGCGACGAAAGGGAUCGAGGGUUCUUCAAUACCAAACUAGGAGCGCAGGUCGCCCAGGAAUCCGAUGUGCAAGACAGAAACAUCUCACCAAAUGAUGAGUACAUGCAGGCACAAGCUCAAGCGCGAGCUCAUGGCCGGGGCCAAUCCUUGGCAAAUUACAAUGAUGACUUCACUAUCAAGGUCUCCGGCCGGGCGGUCGUCAAGAUUCCUGGCACCCAGAUCGAGUACGACGGGGGCGAGAUUACCAUUAGCACCAACUCCGAAGCCGGGGCCAGACCUGGCUCGGGAAUGCCUGGCGCUUCUCGUGCUGUCAAUGACAAGGAAAGCACCGCCUACCAGGCACAAGCUCAGGUUCAGGCUCAGGCCCAACAUCAGGCACAAGAACCUCAGCAAGCACAUAGCAAUGCUACCUUACGGGUGCAAAUGCAGGCCCAUGCUAGCCUUGUCUACAAUCGCCUGAUGGAAGUGGCAGCAGAUCAAUUUAGCGGCCCUGAAAACGUACCACAGGAAACGGUGGAUAAAAUUAAGCAGGAAUCUUAUGCGCAAACCCAACGAUUAGCAAAAGACUUAGUUCAGCAGAGAGCUCAGCAGCAACAGCAACGGGAGCAGAAGGCGGCAAUGCAGGCCAUGGACGGGAUAGAAGUGGCGCGGAGCGAAAAGGAAGGGAGUAUCCAAGGGAACAAAGGCGCUACGCAACUCAAAGACGUUUCAUCACCUCCUCUAGAAUCGUUAGCCCCGGUGAUUGGAUCUACGCUAAACCGGCCUCACAACGACAUUUCAAGUCUUAAAAUAGAGCAGGAAAAAGCCGAAGAUGACUUAGACCCCUUCGCCGAGUACUUUGACGAACUUGAAGAUGAAAUCCUAGAGGAUGAGAAUAAGAUGCAAGAGAGAGAGAGAAGGUGGGUGGACAUUAUCAAAUUGUGGGAGAAUAACGAGCCGCCCUUCCACCUCAAAUCAUAG
Molecule: messenger RNA, 1554 nt
Organism: Trichoderma harzianum CBS 226.95
Lineage: Eukaryota; Fungi; Ascomycota; Sordariomycetes; Hypocreales; Hypocreaceae
Exons: 2
Coding region: 1-1554 (517 amino acids)
Source: RefSeq, a predicted model, not a curated record